This is a messenger RNA of Conger conger (European conger), 1079 nucleotides long. RefSeq names its product zygote arrest 1-like (gene zar1l). Gene Ontology annotation, molecular function: mRNA base-pairing post-transcriptional repressor activity. The coding region runs from base 25 to 942 and encodes 305 amino acids. Gene Ontology annotation, cellular component: cytoplasm. NCBI's taxonomy places the organism in Eukaryota, Metazoa, Chordata, Actinopteri, Anguilliformes, Congridae. The transcript is spliced from 4 exons. The record is from RefSeq and is a predicted model, not a curated record. Gene Ontology annotation, biological process: translation.
AAAAUCGCGUCCAAACGGAUUACAAUGGAGGGGUUUAUAUUUCCCCCCUAUAACUACAACGCCUACCCGGGGUAUGGCCCGUAUAACCACGCAGGCCAGAAAUUCAAGAAUCCGAACUGGACCAAAAAAGCAAAUCUCUACGUGGCCCCCGAGGCCGUAGACUACUUGGAUUUCUACAAACGCGCUCAGCUGAGGGCGAUUUUGUCCCAGGUCAACCCAAAUCUAACCCCUCGUCUCAGAAAAGCUAACACCAAAGAGUUCGGCGUUCAAGUUAAUCCCAAGGUAGACGCUGAGGUUCAAUGUUCUCUUGGCCCAAAGACCCUGUUCUACCGGGAGCGAAAAUGGUUUCCUUCCAAGUCACCAGUAACGAGUCCCAUACCGAAGACCAAAUUCGCCCCCAGCACUCCCGUGAACAACGUCCGUUUUUCCCGGCCCAUUGCGAUCUACUCUCCGGUUUUCGAUAGGAGAUUCAUCACGCUGCCGGGCAACGAAGAGGAAGAACCGGUCAAGGGAGAGGAAGAAUGUGUUGAAGGAAAGGAGCAAUGUGUUGAGGAUCACGCGAAGUACGAUGACUCGGGACAAAACUUUAAGGAAGUCCCCUCCCCCGGGCCAAGGAAAUUCAACUUCCAGUUCCUAGAACAGAAAUACGGAUUUUUCCACUGUGGCAAGUGCAACAUCCGGUGGGAAAGCGCGUACGUGUGGUGCAUCUCCGGAACCAAUAAGGUGUACUUCAAGCAGUUCUGCCGAAAGUGCCAGGUGGGGUUCAAUCCGUACCGGGUGGAGUCCAUCCAGUGCCAGGUGUGCGGACAGACGCGAUGCUCCUGUGAGAAGCGGCAGCGACACAUCGACCUGAAGCGCCCUCACCGCCAGGACCUGUGCGGACGCUGCCAGGGCAAGCGGCUGUCCUGCGACACCACCUACAGCUUCAAAUACAUCGUCUGAGCGCCCCCUACGGGCCUCAACGCUGUCCCCCCUCCCCCAACGCGUCUUUUAGAACCUGUCUACCAUCCGCCUACAAACUAUUUUUGUACCCUGAAUGUGUAAAUUUAAUAAAUGAAUAAAGUAGAUUUAUUACAGCA